CUCACUCACUCACACACACACUCACACCCAUACACACACACACUCACUGAGCGUCUGCUGUGGUUCAGCUGGAGCAGAGACGGACACAAGCUGGUGAGUGCCUCCACGGAUAACAUCGUGUCUCAGUGGGACGUCCUGACGGGAGACUGCGACCAGCGCUUCCGCUUCCCCUCGCCCAUCCUCAAGCUGCAGUACCACCCCCGAGACAUGGACAAGGUGCUGGUGUGUCCCAUGAAGUCUGCGCCCGUCCUGCUCACACUGUCCGACUCCAAACACGUGGUGCUGCCGGUGGACGACGACUCCGACCUCAACGUGGUGGCAGCUUUCGACCGGCGCGGAGACUACAUCUACACCGGCAACGCCAAGGGGAAGAUUCUGGUGCUGAACACGAACACACAGGACCUCGUGGCGUCGUUCAGAGUGACCACAGGAACCAGCAACACCACCGCCAUCAAAUCCAUCGAGUUCGCACGCAAGGGCAGCUGUUUCCUCAUCAACACGGCAGACCGUAUUAUCCGUGUGUAUGACGGCCGCGAGAUCCUGACCUGCGGCAGAGACGGAGAGCCCGAGCCCAUACAGAAACUACAGGACCUGGUCAACAGGGCACAUUGGCAUCCGGUGCGUCCGAUCAUCGCCUCCAUCUCCAGCGGUGUCGUGUCCAUCUGGGCUCAGAACCAAGUGGAGAACUGGAGCGCGUUUGCGCCAGACUUUAAAGAGCUGGAUGAGAACGUGGAGUACGAGGAGAGAGAAUCAGAGUUUGACAUCGAGGACGAGGACAAGAGCGAACCGGAGCAGACCGGUGCGGACGCUGCAGAGGACGAGGAGGUGGACGUCACGUCAGUCGAUCCCAUCCCAGCGUUCUGCAGCAGUGAUGAGGAGCUGGAGGACUUUAAAGCGCUGCUGUAUCUGCCCAUCGCUCCGGAGGUGGAGGAACCUGAGGAGAACCCGUUUGGCCCUCCGCCCGACGCCGCGGGUCAGAACGCCACGCCCGACGACGGCUCCGCCCACAGUGGCCCCGGCGACAAAAAACAGCGGCAACCGUCAUCCGACGGAGGGCCACCCAAGAAGAAGAUUCGCACCACCACCAUCGAGCUGCAGGGCGUCCCAAACGAUGAGGUCCAUCCGCUGCUGGGUGUGAAGGGCGACAGUAAGUCCAAGAAGAAGGCGGCGGGGCGGCCCAAGGGAUCGAAAGGUAAAGACAAAGACUCUCCGUUCAGACCCAAAGUCUACCGGGACAGAGCAGAGGGGCUGGGGAUGCCAGGAAAUCUGGUCUCGGCGGUGUACAAGCAGCACGAGGUUCAGGGUUUGGACUGAAGCUGAAGGCCUCUGGCGCCCCCUGUCUGUGUGGAUGAAUGACAUCGCUCUUUUUUUAUGGACUCUAUGGACUGUACUUGUGUUGUAUUAUUAUUAUUAUUAUUACUUGUGUUGUAUUAUCAACGACGCCACAGUUUGAAGCCCAUCCGAUCAGUUUCCUCGCACAGAGAGAGUGAUAGGAAGAGGGAAUCAUGUAUUUUUUGUUUAGAGUAGAUGGAUCUGUCUCCGUGUAUAAGCACUAGUCGGGUCGUAUACUCAGUCACAUGUCUUUUAUUUGUUUUGCGUUUGUUUCUUUAUUUCUGAGACUGGUUGUGUUUUUUUUAUACAUAUUAAACCAGUUUGUUUUUUGAGA
This is a messenger RNA of Sinocyclocheilus rhinocerous, 1666 nucleotides long. Its product is annotated as retinoblastoma-binding protein 5-like. Lineage: Eukaryota; Metazoa; Chordata; Actinopteri; Cypriniformes; Cyprinidae. The record is from RefSeq and is a predicted model, not a curated record. The transcript has 11 exons. Gene Ontology annotation, molecular function: protein binding. Gene Ontology annotation, cellular component: Set1C/COMPASS complex. The annotation marks the transcript as partial.